CCCAUUGUCCGGAUUCCAUUGUUGUGAGACGGAGAGAGCUCUGUUUUGUUUAGCUUUUUUUUUUUUUGGCUGUAUAUGAACCGUUAAACGGUGUCCAGUUGUGAAAGAAGGAGCCAUUAUAUUUUCCCUUCUUCUUCUUUCCUCAAAUACCUUUCUCGGCGGGUUUGGUUGGAUAUCCCCCGCCCUCCAAUUUGGAUUACCAGAAAUCCCCAAACUGCUCCGUUGGGAAGUGUGGCAAAUUUUCUUCAUUUUAUUGUCCGGGAGGGAAACAAUUUUACAUCCGCCCUUUUCCGAGGUUCUCCUUAUCUUUCUAUCUUGUUGCGAAGAUUUUGGGUUUCUGGGUUAAUAAAUUGCCACCGCCCAAAAAUGGUUUGUUUGGUAGCAAGAACUGGAAGGGAAUUGCAGAGGUACAAUCCCACGGGCGGCCGUCAAGUCGUCGGAUGCAUUCCAUACAGAUUCAAGAACUACGAUGAUGGGUCGAUUUCUGAUGAAUUGGAGGUUCUUGUUAUCACAUCUCAAAAGGGUGGUUCAGGAAUGAUGUUUCCUAAGGGUGGUUGGGAACUUGAUGAAUCUGAGCAAGAAGCUGCUUCAAGAGAAUCGUUUGAAGAAGCUGGAGUUCUUGGCACAGUUGAGGAUCAAUUGGGGAAAUGGAACUUCAUGAGCAAAAGCAAUGGCAUAUUCUAUGAAGGGUAUAUGUUCCCUUUGCUUGUGACUGAGCAGCUCGAUUUCUGGCCAGAGAGACAUGUCCGCAAAAGAGUUUGGUUGAGUGUCGACGAGGCCAGAGACGCGUGUAAGCACUGGUGGAUGAAGGAAGCUCUCGAUGUAUUAGUGGCGCGGCUAAAGUGCCUAAACCCAGAAGACAACGAAGAAGAAGAAGAUGGACAACAAGAAGUAUUAACUUGCACGCUUAGUUAGCCAAGUACUCCUCGUGUUGUAUAUACAUAACCAUUUGACGGUCACACAGCAGCAGGCAAGUAAGGCUUUUCCCCAGUUUUGCUUUGAAACGAGGCAGGCUAAGGGAAGUUUGUUUUGAUUGGAGGAAAGCUGGUUUAGGACAGACAGCUGAGAAAAGAUACACCAUCCAACCAUUACCGUAGAAGUGUUGAUAGGAGAAGAAUGCUGCUAAUGGGUAUUCCUUAGUGUCUUGAUCCAGAAACAAAAAAAAAAAAGUCUCCCCAUCGGAUGUCUUGUAUGCAAUAUCAAAGUACAGUGAGGAAAAGGAACCGGAAGAACUUGCGAGGAUGUACAUUUUGUUCUUUCUUCUUUCGAGUCGAUUUGAGUUCCAACUUCAAAUUUGUUUGUACCAGUUGCUUCAUUCCCGAUUUUCCAGAUAUAUAUAUAUAUAUAUAUUAUAGAAAGCCCUUCUCACCUUUUCCCUCUGUUCAGUUCUCUUCUCUGUCUUAAAGCUUUUUAUCUUGCUGAAGAGGAACCCUGGAAGCUAGGCUAAAUCUCCUCGAUCACUAUGAGCCUCCGAACAGUCAUAAUUGUAGUUUCAACUUGGUCGAUACAAAUAAAAAUGAUCUUCAAAA
Linum trigynum is the source of this 1529-nucleotide messenger RNA. NCBI's taxonomy places the organism in Eukaryota, Viridiplantae, Streptophyta, Magnoliopsida, Malpighiales, Linaceae. The record is from the annotation of a GenBank genome assembly.